GAAAAAUUCGUUUUCUAUACAUCUCCUGCCCUCCAGAGGCCUGUGCUCUCCUUGGACAACCAAGAAACCAAGAUAUAAGCAAGUUGAGUGUUUAAAUAGAAUCCAAAGCAGUGUGUGCUAAGUGCCACAUGGGUAAGAGAGGUGGAGAGGAAUUCAGAGGUGGGGGCAGUGCCACGGCCUGGGAAGGGAAGGGACAGGAAGGGAAGUUUCUCCCCAGGGCUGACAUGUUGUUGGUGCUUGUUAGGAAGUGAUUGAACGGAGGAGAAGACAUGGGACUUGAAACGUCAGGAAGAACAGAGGAUUUGGAGUACUGAGCACAAGACAGAUUCACACUCUGAAAAAAUUAAGAUUUAUUUGGAAAAAUGUUUUCAUCAAUGAAAACAGCCAUCGCCCUGGAGCCUUACUGAAAAGCUGGAUAAUCCCAGCUGGUGAGGAGGAGGACCUCAGGUCUACCCUGGUCAGUCAAAGAUGGCAGGAACCUCUGAGACUUUCUGGCUCCUGAAUACACAUAGUGGUUUUGGCUUAAGGGAGGUUGCAGAGUUUUCAGCUUGUCUCUUCGCUGUCCUGAAAGCUGAACUGACUGUUCAUCCAUCCCUUCCUCCCACUGUUUAUCCUUAUCCCCUGUGGCUGAUGUAACAAAUUGCCACAAAGGUAGUGGCUUAAAAUGACACAGAUGUCUCUUCCUUCUGGAGAUGGGAAUCUGAAGUCAUUGUGACUGCGCUAAAGUCAAGGUGUCAGCAGGGCUGUGUUCCUCUGGAGGCUCCAGGGGAGAAUCCUUUUCCUUGCCUCUGCCAGCUUCUAGAGGCCACCCCCCGUCCUUCACUGGUGACCCACCCCUCUCUCUAUUAUCGAAACCAGCAGCACAGAGCACCCUCAACUCGAGCUCUCUCUGACCUCUCCCUUUGUAGUCACAUGGCUCUCUCUCUUUGAUCUUCCUGCCCCCCUUACAAGGACACAUGAUGACAUUGGACCCACCCUCCCCAGCUCGGAGUCUUUAACUCAGUCACAUCUACGGAGUCCCUUUGGCCACAUAAGAUUGGCCUUAAGAGAAGGACGGAGCCACAUACUGCUGACGGCCCAGAACUGGCAGAGAGAAGGUUGCCAUGGCUGCUGUUGACAGUUUCUACCUCUUGUACAGGGAAAUCGCCAGGUCUUGCAAUUGCUAUAUGGAAGCUCUAGCUUUGGUUGGAGCCUGGUAUACGGCCAGAAAAAGCAUCACUGUCAUCUGUGACUUUUACAGCCUGAUCAGGCUGCAUUUUAUCCCCCGCCUGGGGAGCAGAGCAGACUUGAUCAAGCAGUAUGGAAGAUGGGCCGUUGUCAGCGGUGCAACAGAUGGGAUUGGAAAAGCCUACGCUGAAGAGUUAGCAAGCCGAGGUCUCAAUAUAAUCCUGAUUAGUCGGAACGAGGAGAAGUUGCAGGUUGUUGCUAAAGACAUAGCCGACACGUACAAAGUGGAAACUGAUAUUAUAGUUGCGGACUUCAGCAGCGGUCGUGAGAUCUACCUUCCAAUUCGAGAAGCCCUGAAGGACAAAGACGUUGGCAUCUUGGUAAAUAACGUGGGUGUGUUUUAUCCCUACCCGCAGUAUUUCACUCAGCUGUCCGAGGACAAGCUCUGGGACAUCAUAAAUGUGAACAUUGCCGCCGCUAGUUUGAUGGUCCAUGUUGUGUUACCGGGAAUGGUGGAGAGAAAGAAAGGUGCCAUCGUCACGAUCUCUUCUGGCUCCUGCUGCAAACCCACUCCUCAGCUGGCUGCAUUUUCUGCUUCUAAGGCUUAUUUAGACCACUUCAGCAGAGCCUUGCAAUAUGAAUAUGCCUCUAAAGGAAUCUUUGUACAGAGUCUAAUCCCUUUCUAUGUAGCCACCAGCAUGACAGCACCCAGCAACUUUCUGCACAGGUGCUCGUGGUUGGUGCCUUCGCCAAAAGUCUAUGCACAUCAUGCUGUUUCUACUCUUGGGAUUUCCAAAAGGACCACAGGAUAUUGGUCCCAUUCUAUUCAGUUUCUUUUUGCACAGUAUAUGCCUGAAUGGCUCUGGGUGUGGGGAGCAAAUAUUCUCAACCGUUCACUACGUAAGGAAGCCUUAUCCUGCACAGCCUGAGUCUGGAUGGCCACUUGAGAAGUUUUGCCAACUCCUGGGAACCUCGAUAUUCUGACAUUUGGAAAAACACAUUUAAUUUAUCUCCUGUGUUUCAUUGCUGAUUAUUCAGCAUACUGUUGAUUCGUCAUUUGCAAAACACACAUAAUACCGUCAGAGUGCUGUGAAAAACCUUAAGGGUGUGUGGAUGGCACAGGAUCAAUAAUGCCUGAGGCUGAUUGACGACAUCUACAUUUCAGUGCUUUUUCCCUAAGCUGUUUGAAAGUUACGCUUUUCUGUUGUUCUAGAGCCACAGCAGUCUAAUAUUGAAAUAUAAUAUGAUUUGUCAGGUCUUAUAAUUUCAGAUGUUGUUUUUUAAGGGAAAUUGACCAUUUCACUAGAGGAGUUGUGCUGGUUUUUAAAUGUGCAUCAAGAAAGACUACUGAAAAGUAUUAUUUUGUAACUAAGAUUGCUGGUACUAUUAGGAAAAAUCUGUGUGUAUUGUAUAGCUCUAGCUGUUUGACUAUCUGUAAUGAAAAUGCUGCACUUCAACUGGUAUUUCAUUAGAGAACCGUGUGUGUGCGUGUGUGUGGUGCCUUUGAGCAACUUUAUUUAUGGUUACCAUAUUUUUAAAAAGAUUUUUUGUCAGGGUGACUUAACAUGGACUCUUAUAGGGUAUUAAAACAAUCUAGAUUAUUCCUUUUCAUCCUAAAUAAGCCUACCAAAUUUCAUGCUGUUGGUUUGCCAUGAAUGAUAUUACUUCCUACAUUAUAUUUGUGUUUUUUCAAAUCUGCUAUGGAAUGAACUUAUUCCUAGAUUUGGAUAUGUAAGAGAAACCUGCAGUCAUCUUUUGAUUUAUAAGGCAAUUCUUGUGGAUAAAUAGUGAUUUCUCAGCCUCUGACCCAUUUUAUAACUGAAAUUUAGCCCUUUAGAGCUUGUUAUAUCUGGUUUUCCUACGUUUUUCUAUGUAAUAUUAUUCCAUUCCAGUAGCAUUAUUGAUAGAAAUAGUAAGUAUUUAUGGAAUAGUAAAAUAUGGACAAAUUACGUGUGUGACAUAUCUGUCAAUAUAAGUUAGAAGCUUAUUCUUGGUUUGUGUAAUGAAUUUAUGUAUUGUAGUGAAUACCUUUACUGGUGUGAAGAUAAUUAUGCACAAACCCUCACAAUACGCGUUAACAUUGAAACCUGUGAAAUGUCCUUAGUUUGGGUCAUAUAAAGCCAACCAUUUUUGAGGACCAUGUACCUAGUGCUUUGAAAACUCUAAGUCACUAUAUGAAUAUGACAAUAUGUGCACAUUUAAAAUUCAGAGCUCGGCAUUGUGAUACUGAUGCAGAAGCUAGUAGAUUGGUUAAAAGUCUGGACUUCUGUGGCAUUUUUUUCGUGACGUGAUAAUCUAUCAUAAGCAGACCUAAGCACAGUUUUAUGAACACAAUUUUGCCCAUGACAUUGCCUACAGGAUUUCCAGAUGUGACUUGCACUCAGAAGAUCAGUGGUCAACUUCAGAAGCUCUUCCACGCUUAGAUCAUGUCUUCAGAACUUAGAUGUGAAAAUCUACACACUGGGAGAUGCUGUGAGCCCCAAGGUUUUGAUGGAGUUUGCUUGGAAUCCUCUUGACUUCAUGCCACAUUGACGUGAACUUUGAUGUAUAAUAAGCAGCAGCAACUUCAUGUGAAAAUAUGGUCAGGUAGUUAUAUGUAAGGUUACGUGGUCCAGUAAUGUCUUAGAUUGAUAAAUUAGGUAUGGAAUCCAUCAGUGUUACGUGAUGAGAAUAGGUGAACACACCUUGUCAGUGAUGAUGUAAACUUCUCUCCUUGGCAGGACAUGGGCAAACAUGCUGAUUGGUGCAAAUGUGGUGCCGAGCUGUCCAUAGCUGCAGUGAAAGAUGAAGAGCAAGACCUUCUCUAGGUUUUCUAGCUUUCAUUAAAUGUAUUUUUUUCCCCAGAGCUAAUUUGAAAGUUGAUUGGACCACUGUGGAUGGGGUGUCAUUAAGAAUGUGGGAAAUAGGGGCCGAGUGCGGUGGCUCACACCUGUAAUCCCAGCAGUUUGGAAGGCCAGGGCAGGUGGAUCGCUUGAUCCCAGGAGGUCGAGACCAGCCUGGGGAACACAUCCUGUCUCUACAAAAAAUACAAAAAUUAGCCAGGCAGGGUGGUGCAUGCCUGUAGUCCCAGCUACUUGGGAGGCUGAGGCAGGAGAAUUUUUUGAGCCCAGGAUGCAGAGGUUGAAGUGAGCCAAGAUCGUGCCACUGCACUCCAGCCUUGAGACAGAGCGAGACCCUGUCUCAAAAAAAAAAAAAGAACGUGGGAAAUAUGAACCUUUGAAAGUUAAUCUGUGAAUUGAAAGUUUAACAAUAAAAGUAGUUGUUUGUUUCCUUUGGAAGAGUUUUGUUCCAGAUGUUUGUAAUUUGGUUGUUUGUAAUUUGGAAUGAGAGAAUUUUUUUUUCUUAGGAGUGAUUGCAAGAAAUUAACAUGAACAACAGUGGUCAUAACUGAUUAAAAGCUGACACGUCAGUAACAAAA
This is a messenger RNA of Homo sapiens (human), 4585 nucleotides long. RefSeq names its product hydroxysteroid dehydrogenase like 1 (gene HSDL1). Bases 1104 to 2096 code for a protein of 330 amino acids. Gene Ontology annotation, cellular component: mitochondrion. NCBI's taxonomy places the organism in Eukaryota, Metazoa, Chordata, Mammalia, Primates, Hominidae. The record is from RefSeq and is a predicted model, not a curated record. The transcript is spliced from 6 exons.